AUGGGAAGUCGGGUUCAGAAUACUAUCACUCUGUUCCGACCCAAGAGACAUCCGUCAUCCGCCGACUCGCAUGACUAUGUGUAUGAUUUUUCAGACCACAUUCGCGCUAAACAUGGCGAACUAAACGAGGGUCUUGAAACUGCCCAUCGGAUACGUCUUCCCAUACCAGAUAUCCGGUUCGAACAGACAUACCUUAGCCGCGUGCAGACGUGCCUUCAUGUGGAAGAAAUAGCGGGAAAAGGAGGCGGUGUCGACUCUCCAUUAUCCACUGACGACUCACUCACCGCUGCUACGCACGUUUCACCAAUCAUCACUUCAUCACAACAAAUUACACGCAUCGACUGGGGAAAACUAGCUUGGGUCACGGUUCGUGAUCAAGUAAUUAUGCCGUUGUUGCAGGGGAUGCUUUGGGGUGUCGUUGGAACAUACUACCACCCUUUUGUUGACAUUAUGAAGAGCAGUCUUCGUGGUAAACCCGCUCCACCCCUUCCAGUGGAAGGCGAAGGCGUGGGAUUGUUAAGGAGCUGGGCAAAGAAAUUGGGUCUCGGCCAGCUUACAAUUGGACCUGCUGGCACAACAUCCAGGUUGUAG
Suillus subaureus is the source of this 591-nucleotide messenger RNA. RefSeq lists its product as uncharacterized. The transcript has 3 exons. Lineage: Eukaryota; Fungi; Basidiomycota; Agaricomycetes; Boletales; Suillaceae. Gene Ontology annotation, molecular function: mitochondrion autophagosome adaptor activity. Gene Ontology annotation, biological process: mitophagy. Bases 1 to 591 code for a protein of 196 amino acids. The record is from RefSeq and is a predicted model, not a curated record.